This is a messenger RNA of Carassius gibelio (silver crucian carp), 1842 nucleotides long. RefSeq names its product leucine rich repeat containing 61 (gene lrrc61). Gene Ontology annotation, biological process: outer dynein arm assembly. NCBI's taxonomy places the organism in Eukaryota, Metazoa, Chordata, Actinopteri, Cypriniformes, Cyprinidae. Gene Ontology annotation, cellular component: cytoplasm. The record is from RefSeq and is a predicted model, not a curated record. The transcript has 9 exons. Gene Ontology annotation, molecular function: protein binding. The coding region runs from base 332 to 1117 and encodes 261 amino acids.
GGGCAACUUCCGGCUGGGCUGUACUUUAAAUAAUUAAUGUAUCCAGGCGUUAAUUAAACCAAGAGAACGCUUGAAAUUAUUAUUAAUAAUAAUAAUAAUAAAAGUAAUAUUAAUAAUAAUAAUAAAACAUCGGAGCAGUGAAACAGCCGGGGGUUAAUAAUGCCGCAUUAAAACCAUGAGUAGUAUCUAGGGCAGACGCUACAGUAAGGCUAGCCGCAGAGCUAACAGUCACACCGGCUCAGAUCUGCCCUGUACAUGCCCCUCAGCGUUUAUCAACAAAACCUCCAGCCCAUGCUGUAAUCUGCGAAUGACUGCGGAUAUCUGAGCGACAAUGGACUCGAAGAGAGAAAAGGACAACGAAACAGAAUGUGCAAAGAUCACCAAUGUGCUUCUGAAGUCCCGCACCGGGGAGUUCGAUUUGGAGUCCAUUAUGUUUCUUAAGCUUAGGAAAUUAGGAAUUUAUGAUCUUGGAUGUAUAGGAGAGUGUAUAAACCUGGAGAGGCUGGACCUCUCUGGAAAUAACAUCACAAAUCUGGGGCCUCUUUCACCUUUACGAAGACUUCUUGUUCUUAAUUUGUCAGCCAACAGAAUCACUAAUUUAGAACCUCUUUCCAGCUGUGAAGGUUUACAGAGUUUGAAUGUUGCUGGCAAUGUGAUACCGAGUGUUGAUAAUCUUCAUGCACUGAAGUCUUUAAAGAAGCUGGAGAGCAUCAGACUGAAGGACAACACGUAUAAUUACUCCAAUCCAGUCUGCAAGAAUUCAUCGUAUCGGACUCUUAUUCUUGACAUUUUCCCAAACAUGAAAGUGUUGGAUGGAGAGAGGGUGGUGGGACGUGGAAGUGACUUAUACCAACUAUGCAAAGAUAUUGAUGAUACUAUUAAAGCAGGCAUGUAUAAAAAUGGCCAGCUGCCUGAGAUGCCAGACACCAAACCUUGGGUGGAUGAUGGUUUUUGGGAGAUAAAGAGAUCCAACAAUGCCAUAGUUGAUGAAGCCUAUAAACAAUUCAGUGAUGUUCUUCAUGAAUGCAGGCUGCUGAACAGUCGAGCAGCCCACGUGAUCUCACAAAACGAACGGACCAUCAGCCUCAAGAACCAACCAAAGCAGUAUGCCGUUUAAAUCUGGGAAACUCUCGAUCUCAUUACGUUUCCAUAAGACUGCUCAUGUUUUUUCCCCACAGCUUUUUCUAUGUGUUUUUAAAAGUCCAUAAGCUUGAUGCAUCACCGGUGCCAGAAAUCCUAAAUGCUCUGUGUUGCCUGCAGUGUGAGGGUUUCGUUUGAGUUCUUUCUGAGCUUCCACCGUUUAGAGAGACCAAUAAUGUAGUUACCCCUAAACCCGGUUUGAUCACAGUCUCAGGAUGUUCUCAAUCAAGACAAUUCCUCUUUGCACUCCUAAAACAAUGCUGUAUUUAACGUUAUGCUUCAAAUUAUGCUUCAAAUGCUGCUAUUUGUAUAUUUUGCAAUGGUGAAGCACUUGUAUUGUUUCUCUACCACUUCUGAAGCUUUCCCAUGUUGCUCUUCUAGUUUACAAUUUUUAGUGAAUGCUUUUUUGCCUUUUCAUUGUAUGACUAAUGUGGAUGAUUUUUAAAUCGUUUGUUUCGUACUAUAUUGAUUCUUUUUAUCUGCUCAAGCAGCUUUUUGUUUGAGAAUACAUCUAAAUUGUAUGAUAUAUGAUCAGCUUUGCAUCUUUGUAUUUACAUUUUGUUGGAUAAAGUACAUUCAUUGAACGCAGUAUUUCACAAGUAAGGUAUAAAAUAUUGUUCUGAACACAUUCAAGAAAAACAGCUCUACUCUGGUCUUUACAUCAAUUGGUCUAGUCAAUACAGGCAACAAAUGUAAAACUUA